AAAUUCCAUAGCGCCAUCAAUUGCUAGCCAGCACAUAAAAAAAUCGCGUUACAUCAUAUCUGCAUCAAGAUUACUUUGCAAACAAUAUUACCGAAUCAAAUAGGAAUAUUUAUCUUCACUAAUUAACGUACAAAUCAUAUUUAAUCUAGCAUUAAAAAAAAAUCAUGUUCCCAACUAAUGCAAGUUUUUGACGUAUCGGAGACGCGGCGAAUUGUACAUAAACGAAACAUAACCAAACAUAUGUAGGAUACACACGCAUAUACGACAUUUUAUUAUCGUCGCCAAUUUUUCGCAUUCAAUCAGCAACUCUCCGCGCCCCAUAAUCUUGUCAAUCUGCAUUUACAAUGGACCCACGCUUACACAGAAGGCAAGAGCCGGAAAAAAAGGGCUCGAGCGACUUGGUCGUAGAAUGGCUUAAUGAUGCUUCUAUGAGCACAAGCGAAUCGGUAAAAUUAACAAAUUUGGCUAAAGUCAACGAGUUCUUGAUACAUAAGGAACCCAAAUUGCUGGAUUUAUACUUGGACGAAACGUUGCAAUUCUCUCUAGAUAGGAGUAGCGAAGUUAGAAAACUUAUCGCAGGAUUUUUGGAAGAAGCUGGGUGCAAACAGCCUGACUUGAUUCCUCGACUAGUCCAAACACUCGCAAGAUUAGUUGGAGAUGAUGCAUCAGCUGUAAUCAAGCGGGCACUUAGAGCAGCGGGAAGAAUUCUCAGGGCGACAUUGAAAUGGAUAUCAAGUGUUGCGAUUAUCACAACAGACAUGGAGCUCGCUUGGACUCAACUGAGCAAUCUCAAGGUUGAGAUAAUAAAUAUGAUCGACAGUGACAAUGACGGAAUCAGAACCCAGGCAGUAAAGUUCCUGGAAGGAGUUGUUUUACUGCAAACAUAUCCAGAUCCUGAUGCCCCGAAAAAGCCUGACGAUUUCUCCUUGGAAGAUAUUCCAUUAACACUAAAAAUAGCUCGGAGAAGAAAACUGGAGGAAGAGGCAAACCAUGUUAUGGAUUUGUUGAUCAAAUUCCACGGUUCUCCGCAUGUUAGCAGCGUCAAUUUGAUGACUUGUAUGGGGUCCUUAGCAUUGAUUGCUAAAACUAGGCCUCAGUUUAUGCGUCAAGUAAUUCAAGCCUUACAACUCCUACAGCAUGAUCUGCCACCAACACUGUCCGAUUCACAAGUAACGAGUGUCCAGAAACAACUUAAGCUCACGCUGUUGGGAUUACUAAAACACCCUGCAAGCAUAGAGUUCGCUGCAACAAUGGCAAGACAAUUGAACCAGCUCGGGGCAAGAGAGCAAGAAAUUAUGAAGGCCUAUCCAAAAGUCGAGGAUAUUCGUAAAAUGAAGAAACGGCAGCAGGAAACAGCGGCAGCGUCUGCGGCCAAACGUGCGAAAUUGGAGGCUGCGAUUGCAAUUGAAGAGCCUGAGCAGCAGCCGAUGGAAAUCGAACCUGUGAAACCUCCUGAAUUGAUUGAGCUUUCUGAGAAUUUUAUCGGUGACCGUCUAAGUGUGGAAAUUGCCACGGAACUAGUUAUGGAUAGUAUGGCUUGGGUGCCAGAUAUAAUGACGACAGUGUUCCAACGAGAAUAUCAGCCAACGUCUACAACCGAUAUAAACGUGCAACGUCAAACUAUCGCCAGGUUACUAGCCGCACAGAUAAAGCAAGCUAAGGCCAAAAGGGUUAAAAGGGAAACGAAAGAGGAAGAUGCAGUGAUGGAAGACUUAAUAAAAAAUCCAACAAUCACUGUAGCCGAGGCAAAACGUGAAAGAAAACGAGAAAAGGACAGGGAGAAAGAGAAAGAAGCGAAGGCUUCAUUGGAGGCGCACGAAAAGUCGCUUAAAAUGGCAAAAAAUCGUUUAAAAACGCUGAAGCUAUCUGAAAUUACAAAGCCUCUUCAAAGAGAGGCUAAAGAAAAAAUGCUCCUAAUGGCUGUAGGCAGAAUUCUCGGAGCUGAAAGGAUCGCAGUACUCGGUGGAGUGGCACCAGUCAGGUCCAAGAUAUUGACAACCCUAGCUGCUACAUUCAACCCAUAUAUAAGGGAAGCUGUACUCCGCUACAUAACUGAAGACAUGAGGUCACGGCUUGAUUUGGCACUCGGCUGGCUCUACGAGGAGUACGCUUUGCUUCAGGGAUUCCAAAGGCGUACGACUCUGACGAGUAAACCGCAGGAAGCUCCUCAUCAAGCCUACAACUUUUUACUCUGCACUUUAGUUUCUGCAAUCGACUUGGUACCAGGGAAAGAUCGAGAUGUGUUGUUGUCCCGGUUGUAUCUGGAAGCUCCUCUAAUCACAGAAGACGCUGUGGAAGCUUUAAAACUGGUCUCAUCUGAUGAAACGAGAGGGCUCGCACCUUUGGAAUUACUUAAGGAAAUGGUUAUUCGGAGACCGACAAAGCAGCUAGUAUUUUUGAACGUAUUACUGUGUCAUACAGGACAUGAAAAUAACACUAUUCGUGAAGCAGCGAUAGAGUUUGUUGUUCAAUUGUACGGCCGACCAGAGCUGGGCAAGUUGAUAGAAGAAUAUGCGGUACUGUAUUUAGGUUUCCUGCGACUACCGAAUCCACCUGAAAUUGUAUUCGGACAGGACAGAGGAAGACCGCAAAUCGACGAUCAGUGGAGCGAGUCAACCACUCGAGCUUGUUUGGGAUUGUAUCUAGCAUUACUGUCUGAACACCAGGAUCUUAUUCACGAGCUUGCCAGGGUUUAUACCUCAAUGGGAGCUGACGUUAAGCGUAUUAUCCUACGCCUGGUUGAAGGACCAGUGAGACUCUUGGGAAUGAGUAGUCCGCAGCUCUUGUCCCUUGUUGAAAACUGUCCAAAAGGGGCGGAAACCCUGGUUACACGAGUUAUUCACAUCCUUACGGAAAAAUCCGCGCCUAGUGCAGAAUUGGUCGCCAAAGUACGUGAACUGUAUCAAACAAGAGUGUCCGAUGUUAGAUUUUUGAUACCUGUUCUUAACGGCUUGACCAAGAAAGAAGUUAUCGCCGCUCUUCCCAAACUUAUUAAGUUGAAUCCGAUUGUCGUGAAGGAGGUAUUCAACAGACUCCUUGGAACCCAUAAUAAUGACAGUGGUAUACCACAUAUGUCGCCAAUAACUCCGGCGGAACUUCUCAUCGCUUUGCAUACCAUAGAUACAAGCAAAGCAGAAUUGAAAACAGUCAUAAAAGCAACAUCUUUAUGCUUUGCUGAGAAACAAGUCUAUACACAAGAAACGGUGGCAGUAGUGAUGCAGCAUCUUAUGGAAAUGACGCCCCUGCCGACGCUUCUGAUGCGAACAGUCAUUCAAAGUCUAGCUUUGUACCCCAGACUGAGCGGAUUUGUGAUGAACAUUUUACAACGAUUAAUUUUGAAACAGGUUUGGAAACAGCACAAGGUUUGGGAAGGGUUUGUGAAGUGCUGCGAGCGAACUCAGCCCCAGAGUUUUUCAGUUAUCUUACAAUUACCGCCUGCCCAAUUGGCAGAGGCAUUAAAAAUGUCUCCGGGAUUGAAGGCACCUCUACUCGCACACGUUGAAUCGUUUGCCGAGAAUCAGAAAGCUCACAUUCCACAGUCUAUAAUGGAUGUGAUCCAGGGAAAAAUGUUGCCUGUAGUUGCCGAUGAAUUUGACAUUGCUCCUCCCGGUGAAUACCCCUUAGAACUCAAAUCAGAGCCCAUGGACACCGACCCUUCGGAACCAGCCCCACCUGGACUGGAUUAGUAUAAUUUUCCAACGACUCUUCAAGGGAGGAGGCCUGAGUGUUCUGAACAGGGCGACAAGCACUGCAAACCAUAUUCCAACGCAAAGAGAGCAAAGGUCCAGAGCCAAUACGACCAAAGAAUAAACACGGAGCAACAUAGUUGGUCGCUUU
This is a messenger RNA of Diprion similis, 3837 nucleotides long. RefSeq names its product symplekin (gene Sym). The transcript is spliced from 18 exons. Lineage: Eukaryota; Metazoa; Arthropoda; Insecta; Hymenoptera; Diprionidae. Gene Ontology annotation, cellular component: mRNA cleavage and polyadenylation specificity factor complex. The record is from RefSeq and is a predicted model, not a curated record. The coding region runs from base 345 to 3686 and encodes 1113 amino acids.